Molecule: messenger RNA, 5417 nt
Organism: Dromiciops gliroides (monito del monte)
Lineage: Eukaryota; Metazoa; Chordata; Mammalia; Microbiotheria; Microbiotheriidae
Product: zinc finger protein 665-like
Exons: 5
Coding region: 261-3260 (999 amino acids)
Biological process (GO): regulation of cytokine production; negative regulation of transcription by RNA polymerase II; regulation of immune system process
Cellular component (GO): nucleus
Molecular function (GO): RNA polymerase II cis-regulatory region sequence-specific DNA binding; DNA-binding transcription activator activity, RNA polymerase II-specific
Source: RefSeq, a predicted model, not a curated record
GCUCCGAGCGCCUACACCGGACCUCGGACUCGGCUCCUUCUCGGCCUCCCGGUUCCGGGCGAGUGGGAGCUAGGGAACCGGCUGGCGGACAAGGCAAAGCACCCGGAGCCCCGGCGGAGGGAGUGGGCGGAGCGCCAGGCCUGCAGGGAGAGCCCCGACCCCAGCCCAAGCGGGCACGCCCACUUGUCAGUUCCAGAUGGGCGGGGUGUGCCAGCCAAUCAGCGGCGGGGCGGCCGUCUGGCUCGAGGGGGGCUUUGGGCAUGCGUGGGGUGGCCUGGCAUCAGCCCUCCGGGAGCGAUAAACCCAAACACAUCGGCCCUUGGGCUCGAGGGGGAAUGAAAGGUGCGGCGUGCUCACCUGGAGCGGGUCCGGAAGCGCCUUCUGUAAGAGAGGAAAUAAUGGCUCCUGGGCUCCUGACAGCCUGGACCCAAAAGGAGUCGGUGACCUUUGGGGAUGUGGCUGUGGACUUCACCCCGGAGGAGUGGGGGCGCCUGGGCCCUGCCCAGAAGGAGCUGUACCGGGAGGUGAUGCUGGAGAACUACCAGAACCUGCUUUGCCUGGGACUUGCCAUCUCUAAACCAGAAGUGAUCUGCCACUUGGAGCAGGGGGGAGAACCUUGGGUUUCCAAAGAAGGCCCAGGAUUUAUCUGUGCAGAUCAGAACACUCAACAAGAAUCCAAGGAAUCAUCUCAAAAUCUGGACAUUCCAGUGGAAGAAACUUCACUGGAAAGACUUGUAAUGGAUGGUUCCAUUUUCUCCAAGUUAAGAGGAACCUGUAAAUGGGAUGCCAACUUAGCGAGGCAAAAGAACACUGGGGAGAAACAUUCCUGGUCAGUCAAAACCACACGAAAGAAACUUGUUAGCAUAUCAGGAAACCAUGACUGUAAUAGGCAUGGUAGAGUCUUUAAUCCUGGGCUAGUGCUUUUGCCACAACCAAGAAUAGGAAAGAGUCUUGAUAUGUGUGAUAUUUACAAAAUGACCUUCAGACACUAUAUAGAUAUAAGAAAAUGGAAUGGAAUGUGCUCAAAGAAGACUUUUUCUAACUAUAAUGAAAACAGGAAAUUUUUGAGGGAUAAUUCAGGCCUUACUGAAAAUUGUAAAACAUAUACCAAAGAAAAGCUUUUUGAAUUUAAUAAAUGUGGGGAUACCUUCCAUCCGAGCACAGGGCUGACUGAACAUUGGACAAUUCACUCUGGAGAAAAACCUUAUAAAGCUAACAUGUUUGGGAGAGCUGAUAGCCUGACAACACAGUUUACCCAGUAUCAAAGAACUGAUCUAGGAAAGAAACAGUAUGAAUGUGAUAUAUGUAGGGAGGGCUUCAAUCAGAGGUCAGAACUUACUGAGCAUCAGUCAGUUCCUACUGGAGGGAAACUAUAUAAAUCCAAUGAAUGUAGGCAAACCUUCCAAUGGAAGUUAGCUCUUACUUCCCAUCAGACAAAUAAUACUAAUGAAAAAUCUUAUGGAUGUAAUGAAUGUGGGAAAGUAUUCCAUCAGAAGAGAGGACUUAUUCAACAUCAGAGAAGUCAUACUGUAAAGAAAUGUUAUGAAUGUAAUGAAUGUGGUAAAGCAUUCUCCCAGCGAGCAGGACUUACUAAACAUAACUCAGUUCAUACUGGUGAGAAACCAUAUGAAUGUAAUGAUUGUGGCAAACCCUUUCGACUAAAAGACCAGCUUAAUGAACACCAGAGAACUCAUACUGGAGAGAAGCCAUAUAAAUGUAAUGAAUGUGGGAAGACCUUCUGUAGGCGUUCUAACCUUAACGAACAUGAGAGAAUUCAUACUGGUGAGAAACCUUAUGAGUGUAAUGAAUGUGGGCAGACCUUCCCAAGGAGGUCAGCUCUUACUAAACAUCAGAGACUUCAUAUGGAUAAGAAACCUUAUGACUCUAAUGAAUAUGGGACAACCUGUAGCCAAAAGGCAAAACUUACUCAACACCAAAGAAUUCAUCAUGGAGAGAAACAUUAUGAAAGUGACCAACAACAAAUAAUUCCAAAUAGUGAGAAACCUUAUAAAUGUAAUGAAUGUGGGAAAUCCUUCUGCAGGCCAUCAAACCUUACUGAACAUGAAAGAAUUCAUACUAGUGAGAAAUCUUUUGAUUGUAAUGAAUGUGGUAAGGUCUUCUGCUGGAAUACAGCUCUUAUUAAACAUCAGCAAAUUCAUACUGGUGAGAAACCUUAUAUAUGUAAUGAAUGUGGGAAGACCUUUAGAUGGAGUACAGCUCUUACUAAACAUAGGAGAAUUCACACUGGUGAGAAACCUUAUAUAUGUAAUGAAUGUGGGAAAGCCUUCUGCAAUCGAUCAAACCUUAUUGAACAUGAGAGAAUUCAUACUGGAGAGAAACCUUAUGAAUGUAAUGACUGUGGGAAGGCUUUUUACUGGAGCACAGCCCUUACUAAACAUCAGCGAAUUCAUACUGGUGAAAAACCUUACAAAUGUAAUGUCUGUGGGAAGGCUUUCCGAUGGAGCACAGCCCUUAACAAACAUCAAAGAGUACAUACUGGUGAAAAGCGUUAUGAAUGUAAUGAAUGUGGGAAGGCCUUUUUCUGGAGUGCUGCUCUUACUCUACAUCAGAGAAUCCAUACUGGUGAGAAACCUUAUGAAUGUGGUGAAUGUGGGAAGGCCUUCCGUUGGAGUGCAGCUCUUAAUAAACACCAGAGAGUUCAUACUGGUGAGAAACCUUAUGAAUGUGGUGAAUGUGGGAAGGCCUUUUACUGGAGCAUAGCUCUUACUAAACACCAGAGAAGUCAUACUGGUGAAAAACCCUAUGAAUGUAAUGAAUGUGGGAAAGCCUUCCAACUAAAAGGACAACUUAGUCAACAUCAGACAAUUCACACUGGUGAGAAACCUUAUGAAUGUAAUGAAUGUGGAAAGGCCUUUAGCCGGAAGAUAAGACUUAUUCAGCAUCAGAGAAUUCAUACUGGUGAGAAACCUUAUGAAUGUGAUGAAUGUAGAAAGGCUUUCCGACUGAAAGGACAGCUUAAUCAACAUCAAAUAAUUCAUACUGGUGAGAAACCUUAUGAAUGUAAUGAAUGUAGGAAGGCCUUCACCCGAAAGGUUAGACUUAUUCAACAUCAAAGAAUUCAUACUGGUGAGAAACCUUAUGAAUGUAAUGAAUGUGGGAAGGCCUUCCGAAUAAAAGGAAAGCUUAGUCAACAUCAAAUAAUUCAUACUUCUAAGAAACUUUAUAAAUGUAAUGAUUGUGGAAAGGCCUUUAGUGAGAAGAUAAAACUUAUUCAACAUCAGAGAAUUCACACUGGCUAGAUUAUAAAUAUGAAUGCAAGGUCUUCCACCUGAUUCCCUCUCUUAUGGAAUGCCAGAGAAUUUAUACACAAGAGAAGCCUUGAGUAUAAUGAAUGUGGGAAGGCUUUUAGUUAUGGUUGAGAAUUUUAAAGAUACCAUGGGAUUCAUAGUGGAAAGAAAACUUAUGAUUAUUAAAUGUGGAGGGUGGGGGCAGUAAGUCUAAUGCCUGACCACACAACUCAGUAAGCAUAAAAGAAUUCAUACUGUAAAGAAGUAAAAUGUGGGAGGGAGCGCUUCUUCAUCAAACUCUUACUACAUUUUUAUAAAGCCAUACUUUUUAGAAACCUUAGAGAUUUAAUAAAUAUGAAAAGUACUUCUCCUUGAGGUCACAUCUUAACUAUGUUUCAAAGAAUUCACUCCAAUUUUUUUUUUUUUGGUGAGGCAAUUGGGGUUAAGUGACUUACCUGGGGUCACACAGCUAGUAAUGUUAAGUGUCUGAGGCCAGAUUUGAACUCAGGUCCUUCUGAAUCCAGGGCUGGUGCUCUAUCCACUGCACCACUUAGCUUCCCCUCAAAGAAUUCACUUUAGUGAGAAACUGCAUAUGGGAAUGCUGCCAGGGGACAUAUUGAAUAUUAAAUUACAAAAGAAAAUUCAUAUUGGAAAGAAACAUUAUGAAUGUGUUCAAUAUAGAAUGGCUGUUGGUUGGGGUCAAUGGCUUAUGGAGCAAGAAAAUUCAUACUGGACAGACCUUAAGAAUAUAAUCAAUGAGUGGAGGCAUUUUACUUAUGAAGAGAGCAUACUUAGCAUACAUCUAGAGCUGCAUGGGAUCUCAGAGCUUAUAUAGCCCCACUCCUUAAUUUUAAAGAUGAAGAAACUGAAAUGCAGAGAAUUAAACAACGUGCCCAAGGUCACACUAACAUUACUGUAGGAUUUGGACCCAGGUUUUCUGACUCCAGUUACUGCUCUUUGCACAGUGCCACACUGCAUUAGAGAAUACAUUCUGUAAAGAAAUUUUAUGGAUCUAAUGCUUUGGGAAAGGCUUUGCUCCAGAGAAAACACUCAGUACCAUUGUGAAGUAAUGAUUAAAAACUGCAUUCAUGUAACAAAUGUGGAGCCAAAACAUGAAAUUUAUUCAGCAUCAGAUCAUUCAUAUGGAGAAGUCUCAUGGCUUUUCUUAAAGCCUAAUCCCAUGCGUGCCAUGUCAGUUCUUUUCCUCAAGAGUUAUUGAAACACCUGCCUAGUCUUGAGUGACUAAGGAUCCUGCUUCAGGUCAUUGGCAUAGCUUCCUGGUCACCCUAAUAUAAAAGCCAUGAGGAGCAUCACCUCUUUUUCAGACACUUCUGACUUUGAACCAAGAGCAUCAUCAACACCAGGAAGCUGCAUUCAGGUAAAUCAGUGUAUCCUCUCUAAAUACCCUUGUAGAAUAUCCUUCCUCUCCUAAUGGCUAAGUAAGUAAACCUUUUGUAACCUGUUGAAGGAGCUACAGGUGUCUCAUUUUGUUCCAGUAUUAGACCUAAACUACAAGAGGACUAACCUGAGUUGGACCUGACCAAAGAUAUUAGCCUUUGUUGAAAAUUUUAGCACUAAAACUUAAGGGAAACCCUAUAGAUCAGGGGUUGGCAGACCCCAAAGGUCAAAUCUGACCCACAUCUGUUUUUGGACCCCCUGUGUUUUAACAAAAACCUUUUAACAAAAUCAUCCUUACCUCACAGGCUAUAAAAAAUAGGUUGUGGGAGGCAGCUAGAUGGUGCAGUGGAUAGAGCACUGGCCCUGAAUUCAGGAGUACCUGAGUUCAAAUCUUACCUCAGAAACUUAACAAUUACUAGCUGUGUGACCCUGGGCAAGUCACUUGACCCCAAUUGCCUCACAAAAAAAAAAAAAAAGGUUGUGGGCCAUGGUUUAUUUACUCCUGCUAUAAAUGAAGCAGAUCCCUCUACUUUCUAGUAGACAGUAGCAUAUCUACUUUAUAUAUUAUCUCAUAGUGGCUAUGCCAAACAUUUUCCUCCUCAAAUCCCCAAACACUUGCCAAUGACAACCCCCAAACCUACCCCACCCAAUUUAGAGUUGUAAUUAUUGAGGAAAUUGGAUGUAUUCACCUAGAAGCUCACUCCCUGAGCUCUGCUACUUUAAAAAUUAUGAAAAUUGGGGCAGCUAGAUGGCGCUGUGGAUAGAACACCG